Molecule: messenger RNA, 1419 nt
Organism: Lodderomyces margitis
Lineage: Eukaryota; Fungi; Ascomycota; Pichiomycetes; Serinales; Debaryomycetaceae
Exons: 1
Coding region: 1-1419 (472 amino acids)
Source: RefSeq, a predicted model, not a curated record
AUGGUUAAUAGACAAAGCUUGGCCGUGGGUCUAGCAGUUGGUGUACCUUCAUUCAUAAUCCUCAUGAUUGUUUUCAUUUUUUGGUACAAGAAUCAACGUCAGUUACGCAAGGAGGAUCUUGAUGACGACUAUAUAGACCAAGAGAUUCAAAAUGAUGAUAGCAGUUUCCAACAGUUUCACGAACAACUACAUAAACAAUACGAAAAGGGAGAAAAAGUAGAUGAUGGAAUACAAUUGAAGGAACAUGUUGUCGCUUUAAAUGGACCUAGUGAUUCAUCAAAUGGUAGUUUAGAAUCUGAUUUAAAUCAACCUCAAGAACCAGAACAUCCACAACCGGUUUUAACUAGACCACUGCUGAAACAUCCUUAUGGACAACACUUGAAGUAUAUGCCAUCAUCUUCAACAGCAGCAGCACCACCACCACAGCAACAACACCAACAAAACCAUCAUCAACAAGGAUCGCAGUCAUCUCUUUCUUUAAGCCAAACACUGGAUGAAUUUUCUAAUGCUUAUGAUAGAAGUCCUGAUGAAUUUCAAAGUGUGCCUCGGAAAACUAACACACGUGCUGUUCCACCACCUCCGCCACCGCAACGACAAGCAUCAAAUAAGACAUCAGUUUACGCGUUUUAUGACACAUUUAUCCCUACAUUCAACACACAGGAGCCAUCGUCCUCACAACAACAACAGCAAAACUUACUGUCAUCACAUCCAAACUCCACCCACAAUUCGUUUAGUGACUUACUCAACCAAACAGCUCAUAGUUCAUUGAAUAUACUAAAGAGCAACAACCAUAAUCAAAAUACAAAUAAUAAUAAUAGCAACCAACAUAAACACACGAAUAGCUCUUCUGAUUCAAACACAUCACUUCUUCACAACCAUAGUACACCACAUUCACGUGCGCCAUCUACUGAUUUAGAUACAUUGGCAAAACAAUUGAAUAACCCGGUGUUUUUCGAAAAACUUCCAAGUAAAGCAGCUGCAGCUCAAGGAAAAGUGUUUAUCAAGCCACGUGUACCAUCAAAUAACGCACACAACAAUUCGAGUUCAGAAUUGAUCAACAACUAUCUUGUUGGUGAAAACACUGCCAUCAAUGAUCAUUUCACAUACGAAGCACCAAUGGUUGAAACGGCUAAUAGUACUGAUAAUUUAGCUCAAGUGGGUGGUUCUGGUGCUGGUAAACUGAGCCAAGUAAUGACAUAUAAUCAACACCUUGCCACAGCAGCUGCUAAUUCUGGUGCUUUAAGACCAAGCCAAGAUAGAACUGAAGAGUUACAAAAGCAACAAGAAGCCAACCCCCUCAAUGGCCAAAUUGGUAAUGCAUUUGAUGCUAAUAUAUCUAUGGAACCAUUGGCAAUGAAUAAAAAGAAUACAACAACCAAUAAGGAUGAAGAUGUUAUGCCACCAGUUGUAUUCCAAUAA